This is a messenger RNA of Eublepharis macularius, 2040 nucleotides long. RefSeq names its product HLA class II histocompatibility antigen, DR alpha chain-like. Gene Ontology annotation, biological process: immunoglobulin production involved in immunoglobulin-mediated immune response; positive regulation of T cell activation; antigen processing and presentation of exogenous peptide antigen via MHC class II. The transcript is spliced from 5 exons. Gene Ontology annotation, cellular component: MHC class II protein complex; membrane. The record is from RefSeq and is a predicted model, not a curated record. NCBI's taxonomy places the organism in Eukaryota, Metazoa, Chordata, Lepidosauria, Squamata, Eublepharidae. The coding region runs from base 47 to 820 and encodes 257 amino acids. Gene Ontology annotation, molecular function: MHC class II protein complex binding.
UCCAUCGCCCCCUCGGCACUCUGACUGGACACGUCGCUCCUCUGAGAUGGCAGCGGGAAUGGGGGGCUUGGCUGGGUGCCUGUGGCUGCUGCUGCCCCUCCUGGGUGGGCAGCUUGUGGCAGCGGAGGACGUGCUGUCGCAGGUGGAGUUCGUGCUGCGGGGCCGGAGCUCCGAGCAGGGGCCGGGAGAGUACCUGUUCGAGUUCAACAGCAACAACGAGAUCUUCCACGUGGACCUGGAGAAGAAGGAGACGGUCUGGCGGCUGCCCCAGUUCCAGGAGUUCACCGGCUUCCAGGCCGAGGGCGCCCUGGCCAACAUCGCCACCGACCGCCACAACCUGGACAUCCUCAUGAGCCGCUCCAACUACACCCCGGCCCAGAACGUUCCCCCGAAGGUGACGAUGUACCCUGAGAAGCUGGUGGCCCUGGGGGAGCCCAACGUGCUCAUCUGCCUGGCGGACGAGUUCUCGCCCCCGGUAGUGAAGCUCACCUGGCUGAAGAACGGGCAGGAGGUGGAGGAGCACGUGCAGGAGACGGUCUUCUACCCCAGCAGAGACAACGCCUUCCGCAGGUUCUCCUACCUGCCCUUCGUCCCGGAGGCCGAGGACGUCUACUACUGCCGGGUGGAGCACUGGGGCCUGGCCCAGCCCCUCACCAAGGAGUGGAAUGCCAACAUGGCUGAGCCCCUUCCAGAGACGACGGAGAACGUGGUGUGCGGCCUGGGCCUGGCCGUGGGCAUCGUGGGCAUCAUUGUGGGCACCGUCUCUGUCAUCAAGUAUCGGCAGCUGGAUGGGGCCAACUUCCGCCGGAGGGGGCUGUAAUCAAUGGUCAAUGGGCCUCUUCCUUCCAGUGGACAUCUGCGCCUGCCGCUUUGCUGACCUGCAUCCUCCACGGCUUCUUUCUUGGCAAAGCCCCCUCCUCUUGGAUCGGCUCCCCUCAAAGAACCAUGUGGGGGGGGCACGUUCCAGAUCCCCAGCAGCCUUCCAUGUGGCCCCUCCCACCAGUAUGGUGCCCUCACUGAAAUGACCCUGCAGGGUCCCAGCCAGGGGGGUCAUCUGGGAAGGUGCCCCCCCUCAGCGGUGCCCCCCAAGACAGCUCCCCAAGGGCUGAGAGCUCCGGCCUCCAGUGGGCCUGUGGGAAUCCUUUCCAUUUCUUCCAUGACAGAGUUCGUUCUUUGGGCAUUAAUGGCCCUGGGAGGGUCUGUCCCUGAGGCUCUUCCCAAAAGAGAGGGCCCUCCUCCCCCUGCUAUCUGUUUGGGGCCCCCCUCCAGUCCAGGAAAACAGGUGGGGAUUUGCAGUGAGAUGCUUUCACUCUCUUCCCACCUGCUCGGUGUGUGUCUGUUGGGUGGUUCUCUUGCCCUGUUUCUGGUCCCGCUUGGACUCCUGAGUAGAACGUGCCGGCCAUUUGAUUUCUUCCCUGUCAGGGACUUGGAGAGAGCCUGCCUUGGUUCUGGGCAUUGCACUGUUAGGUAGUAUUCCGUCUCCCUGAUAGCAGUCAGUUGGUGAGGAAGGGGAGCUGACGGGGCCUCCUUUGGACUGGCUCCUCUCCUGGGACUUUAACAGCAGUUUGGCAGCUGGAAGUAACGCAGGCGAACCUUUUCUUGGCCUGGAGGAAGAUGGUGGAAAGUCCAUCUGCUUAAUUUCUCUGCUGUUAGAGAAGUGGAGCCGGUAGAAAAGGAAGGAACUGUAGAGAGAGGGAGUGGACAUGAUCCGUGCAGGUGUGGACAGGCAGAGAAGCCAGCAGAAGACUCGGUGUUCUUCAGCAGCGCCCCCCCCCAUCCCAUAAUGCUGAAAUUGGUCCUGGGAAGGAACCCUUCAGUAGCUUGCAGCAUGGAGCCAAAGCCGCUUCCUCUAGAGCCAACCAGCCCUGCACUCAGGCCAGGCUCCUCUUCCAUGGUUCAGGGCUGGGGAGGCGUUUGGGGAGAGAUUUCGCUAUGUAAAUCUACUUGGGGGGGGGCAAGGCCUCUCCGUAGCGAUGCCCCUCCCAACAUUUCCCUAUUGCCAUUUUUCUGAAAAAGGAAUAAAUUGGGGUUUUGUUCAAA